CCAUUAUGCUGAAGAACGUUAACAGUAUCACGAAUAUAUUUCCUUUUGUUAAAGUGGUAUGAAAAUGUUCAGCAAAUUUUCUCGGCGAUUUUUCCACCUUUCUUGUUGUACAAGAAAUGUAAGAGUUCGAUUUGCUCCCAGCCCUACCGGUUACAUUCAUUUAGGAGGCCUCCGAACAGCGCUGUAUAAUUUUUUAUUCGCGAAAGCCAAUAAUGGACAAUUUAUUUUGCGGAUUGAGGACACAGAUCAGAAACGUUUAGUACCUGGAGCAGCAAAUCAGUUAGAAAUGGAUUUAGACUGGAUGGGUCUAUCACCCGAUGAAAGUCCAAUGAAAAAUGGAACUUUUGGACCUUAUACACAAUCUGAAAGAUUGUGUUUGUACAAUCAAUUUGUCGUAGAGUUAGUUAAAAAUGGGCAAGCAUAUCACUGCUUUUGUUCUGAGCGAAGAUUAGAAUUUGUCAAAAAAGAGGCCAUAAGAGAGGGUGCCAUUCCACGGUAUGAUAAUCGUUGUCGUCAGCUUUCCAAUGCUCAGGUUGAAGAAAAAAAACAACAUGGGAUGUCAUCCUGCAUAAGAUUCAAGUUAAGUUCUUUAGAAGAACCUCUUCAGGAUUUGGUAUACGGAGACAUUGAUCGCAAUGCUGUUUUACAUGAAGGCGAUCCAGUGAUCAUGAAACAGGAUGGUUACCCGACUUACCACUUGGCUAACGUAGUAGACGAUCAUCUUAUGGAAAUUACCCACGUAUUGAGAGGAACAGAGUGGCUUGUUUCUACUCCAAAACAUAUUUUGUUAUACAAAGCCUUUGGAUGGCAUCCACCCCGGUUCGCUCAUUUGCCGUUAAUAACGAAUGCAGACGGCACGAAAUUGUCCAAAAGACAAGACGACAUUAGGCUGGACUACUUCAGAUCUCAAGGGUUUUAUCCGGAAGCCAUAAUUGGCUUACUUUGCUUAGUCGGCGGAGGUUUUUCGUCGUCCAUAGACAUUCAACAAAAUUUGCAUUCACUCCCUGAGCUGGCUAAAGCGUUUAAUCUAGGCUGUGUCACAACACAUUCAGGAAGGCUUGACAUGCCUCGACUCGAUCAUUUUAAUCGAUUAGCUCUGCAAAAUCGCAUUAGCCAACCUGACAAAAUUGAUGAAAUGAGAAAACAGCUGUCCCGCUUGGUUUAUGAGAAUAUCCCUAAUUCGUCAAUCGAUAAGGAGAUGCUGCAAGAUGACAGUUUGUUAAAGGUUCUUCAUUGGGCAUCAAGUGAAGGCCGAAUUCAUCUCUUACGGCAGUUGACAGAUCCGCAUCUAGGGUUUUUGUGGAGUUCCCAGCGAAAUCCAAUCAUUUCAAAAAUCGAUCCAUUUACAGCAAGAAACGUCAUGGUUCGAGUUGUUGAAAUGUUAAACCAAUGUGAUCGUAUAGAAAAAAAGGAAGUGUCGGUUAUCUUACGACAAAUUGCGCUGGAACAUAAAUUGAAAGUAAAUGAAGUUAUGAAAUUGAUGCGGUCUUCCUUAACAGGACUCAAAGAAGGACCACCAGUCAGCGAAAUCAUCGAAAUUCUUGGCCCAAAGAUAUGUUCUGAUCGUCUAGUUUCCAGUCUAAACCUAAUAAUUUGAUAUAAUUAUGGAGCAACAGAUGUAGACCAUACACGAUGUAAAUUAAU
This is a messenger RNA of Daphnia carinata, 1644 nucleotides long. It is a transcript of the gene GluRS-m, whose product is annotated as probable glutamate--tRNA ligase, mitochondrial. NCBI's taxonomy places the organism in Eukaryota, Metazoa, Arthropoda, Branchiopoda, Diplostraca, Daphniidae. Gene Ontology annotation, biological process: glutamyl-tRNA aminoacylation. Gene Ontology annotation, molecular function: tRNA binding; glutamate-tRNA ligase activity; ATP binding. The coding region runs from base 59 to 1597 and encodes 512 amino acids. The record is from RefSeq and is a predicted model, not a curated record. The transcript is spliced from 8 exons.